This is a messenger RNA of Uloborus diversus, 1011 nucleotides long. RefSeq names its product zinc finger MYM-type protein 1-like. NCBI's taxonomy places the organism in Eukaryota, Metazoa, Arthropoda, Arachnida, Araneae, Uloboridae. Gene Ontology annotation, molecular function: protein dimerization activity. The record is from RefSeq and is a predicted model, not a curated record. The coding region runs from base 1 to 1011 and encodes 336 amino acids. The transcript has a single exon.
AUGUCACUCGUAGAAACAAGAUGGGCUGAGCGGCACGACAGUGUCAUGAAGUUUCGCGAGGACUUUGCUGAAAUUGUAGAUGCGUUGGAAGAAAUAUCAAAUUGGCAGGACUUAAGUACUUCCACAAAAGCGAAAACGCUAACCCUGUCGCUGUGCAACACAGAAUUCAUUGUUUCUUUGCUCAGCUUAUCAAAAGUAUUAAGCUUAACCGUUGCGCUAAGCCGGUACCUCCAGCAAGAAGAUUUAGACAUAGCAACUGCUACUGGAGCCGUGGAGGAUGUUAUGGAGGUGUUGACCAAGCUCCGGGAAAAUGCUGAUGAAGAGUUUAGCAGUAUUUUUCAAAAGGUAAUAGAAAUUUGUGAGACUAUAGGUCUAGAAGUAAAAAUACCGCGCAUUACAGUCAAGCAAACGCAGCGGGGGAAUGUUCCGGCUGAGAACGCAGAGAUGUAUUAUCGGCGAAACGUAUUCCUGACUUUACUUGACUGUAUUUGUCAAGACAUACAGUCUCGCUUCAGUGCCGCAAAUUUGGAAGCCUUGGAGCUGAAAUAUCUUCUCCCAAAGCACCUAAUAAGGAAGGAUGUUAAAUCAAGUACCAUUAAUAAUCUGAGUAGUCGAUACUGGAAGUUGGCUAAAGCCAGCAGUGAGCACGAGAUGAGAAGAGUUCUGGCUGCCGAAGUCACUCUCUGGCAAGCUAAGUUGCGAAGGAUGGCCAGAAAUGAAAGCAGAACACCAACAGUAGCUGAAGCUUUUGAUGAGUGCGACAACAGUGUUUUUCCGAUGAUUAAAUUCCUGUAUCAACUUCUGUUGACACUACCAAUAAGUGUCGCAAGUGCUGAGCGUAGUUUUUCGGCCCUGAAACGCCUUAAGACUUGGCUAAGAAAUUCUAUGUCUCAAGAAAGAUUAGUGGGCUUGGCACUUCUCCAUGUUCACCAGGACAUUGAGCUGAAGGCUGUAAAUGUCGCGGAAAGAUUUAUGAAAACGAAGAAUCGUAGACUGCAAAUAGGAGAAUAG